CGAAUUUUAAAUGAAACUAAUGAUUUCAUUGAUUUAACAAAUUUUAAAAUGGUAAAAGUUAGCAAGUCUAUGUACGCAUUAAAUGGUCCAGUUGAAAUAAAACAAGCAGAAACGGAUGACAUGAUGAUAAGUAUUUUUUUGAAUAAAAAGUUGGCGAACGGUUAUACUCCAUCAUCGUUAUGCAGAUAUGAAAAUGAACCGUUAUGUCCAACAGUAUUAUCCGAUCGAUUUAACAUUUUUAAAGAUUUUUUUAGCCAAUCCGAUAUGCCGUUUACUUGUCCACAUGAGCCUGGUGUGUAUAACAUAACAAAUUAUAGACCAAACGCAGAACGUUUUCCACCAUUUGUUCCAGGUAGGGAAUGGCGAUUGGAUUUAUUGUUUAUCAAAAAUUACAUCACUGUUGCUGGUUGUCAACUAUUUGUUACAUUGAUUAAUUGAAGAAUAUUUAGUUUUGAUGUAUAAU
Molecule: messenger RNA, 463 nt
Organism: Chrysoperla carnea
Lineage: Eukaryota; Metazoa; Arthropoda; Insecta; Neuroptera; Chrysopidae
Exons: 3
Coding region: 49-438 (129 amino acids)
Source: RefSeq, a predicted model, not a curated record